UUUGACUAAAGUAUUUGAACCACCUAAUCCUUACUAGAUCAAGAUGAGGAGGCGGUCUAUCCUCUACAUCGCCAACUUCUUGGUACCCAUCAUGUUCUUCUUUUGUCUGGACUUGGCCUCAUUCCUGAUCUCGGACAGCGGGGGGGAGAAGCUCAGCUUCAAGGUCACUGUGCUGCUUGCUGUCACUGUGAUGCAGCUUCUUCUCAAUGAGAUUCUGCCUUCGUCGUCAGACAGGAUUCCUCUUAUAGCGGUCUACUGCAUUGGGAUGUUUGGUUUGAUGAUGCUAAGCCUCCUGGAGACAAUUUUGGUGAUGUAUCUAAUGGAGAAAGACGCUGCAUCCCAAGACAAUGAGGCAGAUAAAGACCAAAGCCUGAGUGAGGACUGUAACAAACAGGGCAAAGUCAGCUUCCACAACCAUGAUGGAGAGAUGAAGAAAUGGACUCACUGUGCUUGUGUUUGUGAUGUGUCUGCUGAUGAACCUCCAUCUGAACUGCUGUCAUUGGCUAGAGAGGGCAACAGCAGCCAACUGACGGAUGAGUCCAAUGCCUUGGAGAAGGUCUCAGAUGAGCUGAGGGAGAUGGAGAAAACACUGGUCCUGAUCCUCAACAGCAGGAAGGAAGAUGGGAAGCCCGGCUACUGGACCAGAGUGACUAAAACAAUCAACAAAGUUUUCUUCAUUUUCUAUGUCACAGUGGCCAGUCUGUUUUUAGUUGUUAUCUUUUCAAAAUGGAACCAUGCAUCAGACGAGUAGUGGCAAAGUGUAAAAACAGGAUUAAGACAAUGCUAAUCUAACACAUAUACUCUGUAUUAGCCCAUGACAUCAAUUUGGUUGUAUUAUACAGUUCU
Molecule: messenger RNA, 846 nt
Organism: Sander lucioperca (pikeperch)
Lineage: Eukaryota; Metazoa; Chordata; Actinopteri; Perciformes; Percidae
Product: 5-hydroxytryptamine receptor 3A-like
Exons: 4
Coding region: 44-751 (235 amino acids)
Biological process (GO): monoatomic ion transmembrane transport; regulation of membrane potential; nervous system process
Cellular component (GO): membrane; synapse; neuron projection
Molecular function (GO): monoatomic ion channel activity; neurotransmitter receptor activity; transmembrane signaling receptor activity
Source: RefSeq, a predicted model, not a curated record